Tupaia belangeri chinensis (Chinese tree shrew) is the source of this 3945-nucleotide messenger RNA. It is a transcript of the gene DSE, whose product is annotated as dermatan sulfate epimerase. The transcript is spliced from 6 exons. Lineage: Eukaryota; Metazoa; Chordata; Mammalia; Scandentia; Tupaiidae. Gene Ontology annotation, molecular function: chondroitin-glucuronate 5-epimerase activity. The record is from RefSeq and is a predicted model, not a curated record. The coding region runs from base 96 to 3026 and encodes 976 amino acids.
GCAGAAUGGAUGGAAGUGACCUUUCAGAACUCAAAGUAUUUGGACAAGCAUGGAGAAAAGCACUGAUCCCAGUAAAACAUCUUCAAUUCUACUGAAUGGGAUCUUUCGAAGAUGGUUUGGCUGCCCUGGAGAUUUGGAGAUCUGAUGCCACGAUGAGGACUCACACACGGGGGGCUCCCAGUGUGUUUUUCAUAUAUUUGCUUUGCUUUGUGUCAGCCUACAUCAGUGACGAGAACCCUGAAGUCAUGCUUCCCUUCACCAAUGCCAACUACGACAGCCACCCAAUGCUGUACUUCUCCAGGGAAGAGGUGGCCGAGCUCCAGCUCAGGGCCACCAGCUCGCACGAGCACAUCGCAGCCCGGAUCACUGAGGCCGUGCACACCAUGCUGUCCAGCCCCUUGGAGUACCUCCCUCCCUGGGAUCCCAAGGACUACAGUGCCCGCUGGAAUGAAAUUUAUGGGAACAACUUGGGUGCCUUGGCAAUGUUCUGUGUGCUGUAUCCAGAGAACAUUGAAGCCCGAGACAUGGCCAAAGACUACAUGGAGAGGAUGGCAGCGCAGCCUAGUUGGUUGGUGAAAGAUGCUCCUUGGGAUGAGGUGCCGCUUGCUCACUCCCUGGUUGGUUUUGCCACUGCUUACGACUUCUUAUACAACUACCUGAGCAAGACACAACAGGAGAAGUUCCUUGAAGUGAUUGCCAAUGCCUCGGGGUAUAUGUAUGAAACUUCAUACAGGAGAGGAUGGGGAUUUCAAUACCUACACAAUCAUCAGCCCACCAACUGCAUGGCUUUGCUCACAGGAAGUCUGGUUUUGAUGAGUCAAGGUUAUCUUCAAGAAGCCUACUUAUGGACCAAACAAGUUCUGACCAUCAUGGAGAAAUCUCUGGUCUUGCUCCGAGAGGUGACGGACGGCUCCCUCUAUGAAGGAGUUGCGUAUGGCAGCUACACCACUAGAUCACUCUUCCAGUACAUGUUUCUGGUUCAGAGGCACUUUGACAUCAACCACUUUGGCCAUCCGUGGCUUAAACAACACUUUGCAUUUAUGUAUAGAACCAUCUUGCCAGGGUUUCAAAGGACGGUGGCUAUUGCAGACUCAAAUUACAACUGGUUUUAUGGUCCAGAAAGCCAGUUAGUGUUCCUAGAUAAAUUUGUUAUGCGUAAUGGCAGUGGUAACUGGCUGGCAGACCAAAUCAGAAAGAACCGUGUGGUGGAAGGUCCAGGAACACCAUCCAAAGGGCAGCGCUGGUGCACUCUUCACACAGAAUUUCUCUGGUAUGAUGCCAGCUUGAAAUCGGUUCCUCCUCCAGAUUUUGGCACCCCUGUAUUGCAUUAUUUUGAAGACUGGGGUGUUGUGACUUAUGGAAGUGCACUACCUGCAGAAAUCAAUAGAUCUUUCCUUUCCUUCAAGUCAGGAAAACUUGGGGGGCGUGCAAUAUAUGACAUUGUUCACAGAAACAAAUACAAAGACUGGAUCAAAGGGUGGAGAAAUUUCAAUGCAGGGCAUGAGCAUCCUGAUCAAAACUCUUUCACUUUUGCUCCCAAUGGUGUGCCUUUCAUUACUGAGGCUCUCUAUGGGCCGAAGUACACCUUCUUCAACAAUGUUUUGAUGUUUUCCCCAGCUGUGUCAAAAAGCUGCUUUUCUCCCUGGGAGGGUCAGGUCACAGAAGACUGUUCAUCAAAAUGGCUGAAAUACAAGCAUGACCUGGCAGCCAGCUGUCAGGGGAGAGUGGUUGCAGCAUUGGAGAAAAAUGGGGUUGUUUUCAUCAGAGGAGAAGGCGUGGGAGCCUAUAACCCUCAGCUCAAUCUGAAGAAUGUUCAGAGGAAUCUGAUCCUCCUACACCCACAGCUUCUCCUUCUUGUGGACCAAAUAUAUCUGGGAGAGGAGAGCCCCUUGGAGACAGCAGCCAGCUUCUUCCACAAUGUGGAUGUUCCUUUCGAGGAGACAAUGGUAGAUGGGGUCCAUGGGGCCUUCAUCAGACAGCGAGAUGGUCUCUAUAAAAUGUACUGGAUGGAUGAUACUGGCUAUAGUGAGAAAGCAACCUUUGCCUCAGUGACAUACCCUCGGGGUUAUCCCUACAAUGGCACGAACUAUGUGAAUGUCACCAUGCACCUCCGAAGUCCCAUCACCAGGAUAGCUUACCUCUUCAUAGGGCCCUCUGUAGAUGUUCAGAGCUUCAGCAUCCACGGAGACUCUCAGCAACUAGAUGUCUUCAUAGCCACCAGUGAACAUGCCUAUGCAACUUACCUGUGGACAGGUGAAACCACAGGACAGUCUGCCUUUGCACAGGUCAUUGCUGAUCGUCAGAAAAUUCUAUUUGACCGAAAUUCAGCCAUCAAGAGCACCUUUGUCCCUGAGGUGAAGGACUAUGCUGCCAUUGUGGAACAGAAUCUGCAGCAUUUUAAACCGGUGUUCCAGCUGCUGGAGAAGCAGAUCCUGUCCCGAGUCCGGAACACAGCUAGCUUUAGGAAGACUGCUGAGCGCCUGCUGAGAUUUUCAGAUAAGAGACAGACAGAGGAAGCCAUUGACAGGAUUUUUGCCAUAUCGCAGCAACAGCAGAAGCAGCAAAGCAAGUCAAAGAAAAAUCGAAGGGCAGGCAAACGCUAUAAAUUUGUGGAUGCUGUCCCUGAUAUUUUUGCACAGAUUGAAGUCAAUGAGAAAAAGAUUCGACAGAAAGCUCAGAUUUUGGCACAGAAAGAACUACCCAUAGAUGAAGAUGAGGAAAUGAAAGACCUUUUAGAUUUUGCAGAUAUAACGUAUGAGAAACAUAAAAAUGGCUUGUUGAAAGGCCGGUUUGGACAGGCCCGGAUGGCAACAACUCAUAGCAGAGCCCCAUCACUGUCUGCUUCAUAUACCAGAUUAUUUCUGAUCCUGAAUAUUGCUAUUUUCUUUGUCAUGUUGGCAAUGCAACUGACUUAUUUCCAGAGGGCCCAGAGCCUACAUGGCCAAAGAUGUCUCUAUGUAGUCCUUCUAAUAGACAGCUGUAUUCUAUUGUGGUUGUACUCUUCUUGCUCCCAAUCACAGUGUUAGCACUGAAACUGUAAACAAGAUAAUUUUGUGAUCACAAGAAUCUAUGCAAAAAAAAAAAAAAUCAUUGCUCCUGUUUGUUAUUAGAUAUUUUUUAUUCUGAUUUAUUUUAACAGUAAACAAUUUUUCACACAAGAAAGCCGGGACAUGGAGAAAUCAGAAUCAGAGCGAAGAUUUUAUGACAGGAAUAGGAGUUGCUUGGUUGUCCCAUGGAAAGUAUUUGACUUUGCCAAUUUGGCAGCCCUGUGAUUCUACUCUUAAAAGAAACAAAAUGGCUGGUUUUUAAAGUAAUAUUUUCUUCUUAGAGGGACCAAAAAAAAAAAAUCUAGAUAGAAUCAGAUUUUAUUAAUAUUAAUUUAAUGCUAUUAGCAAUUUCCAGGUACUAUAUUAUGGAAAGAACUGAAGCACAUAAUUCGGCAAAAUACAGAAAUUUUUAAAACAAUGUUGUCAUGUUGAAAAAUAAAUGUUGCUAGGUGCUGGUAUGGUGGCAUCGCCUUCUCCAGAGAAGUGGUUCUUUUAAUUAUAUGAACAAAAAGGUCUGUUACUACAGGAUCCGGGUGAUUCCGAUAAGGCAGUAAGAAUGUUGGCGGAAGAUUGUUAAAAAUGGAAACUAUACAUUUAAUAAAAAACAUAUAUCUGUGAAUGCUGCCAGUUUCUGCACACAUUCAUUGGUCGUUUAUAUACAUUCAUUGGUUGUUCAAUAAGUAAAACAAUUACAAAUAACUUAAUAUUGUAUUUUCCUUAGGUGGAAAACUUUUGUAGACCCAAUGACUAUUCAAAUAAAAUAUUUUAUAUCCUGAAUGUUGAUUUCAGUACCAAAGAAGAUGGGAAUCUAAAAUUUGGACAUGGUCCUUAUGUUUUUUUAAUAGAAAACUUUCUUUAAGUUUAUUUUGCUGAAUAAAUGGAUCGUAAUUGUGCCUUU